UCCGGAUCCCGCAGCCUGGCCGUCAAGGGCCCAAUUGGCAUGCCUGCAACUAUAUGGCCUUUAUUUGACCGCAUUGCGUCUUUGCGAACAAUCUUCCGCUUACCCGUAUUUCUAAGCCUGGGGAUAAAGACAUGCAUGGCAACAUCCACGCAUUACGUUCGAACGAGGCUCGUGUCAGACUCCUGCGUGCUCGAAAGCCGAGCCAAAACAUCAGCGACAAACAAAGCCUUCAAUAGUAGCAGCACCUCCUGCCAGGCUGAAACAGCUGAAAUAGAUGGUGUUGGCGGAGAUUAAGGCGCUUUUUUCGUUGGAGAAGCCAGAGUUGGGGCAUCCAAAGUAAAGGCACUGAGAAUUUGCCGCUUCGCAUGGUCUGGGAAUAGAGUUUCCGUUCACGCGGAAG
Trematosphaeria pertusa is the source of this 400-nucleotide messenger RNA. RefSeq lists its product as uncharacterized. NCBI's taxonomy places the organism in Eukaryota, Fungi, Ascomycota, Dothideomycetes, Pleosporales, Trematosphaeriaceae. Bases 40 to 294 code for a protein of 84 amino acids. The transcript has a single exon. The record is from RefSeq and is a predicted model, not a curated record.